UGUGCACAUCCGGAUUCUUUCAAGAUGGCGGUAAAAAAUAAAGCAUGCUCAAACAAAAGUACAUUUUUAUUAAUAAUUUUCAUACUUUCAACAUUUUUCGUCGUCGGACUGGCGAAGGACGAUAAAAAAGAAGAUGAAGCACAAUCUAAGGAGGCAGAGAAUGUCAAAGUCGACGAAGAAAAAUUAAAAUAUGCCAAAGGGUCUCUAUGCAAUUAUUGCGAUUAUUGCAAGUUUUGUAAGCUGUGCGAUGAAGAUUGCCCCUGUGAAACGAGCCCCAGUCAACCAAACUGUCACAUGUGCAAGUAUUGCAAGUUCUGUCACCUGUGUAAAGUGUGUGACUCUAUUUGCCAGCCAGGAGGCAUCAUAGAUCGAGUAACUGCAGCUCUGGUAAAUGCUCUUCCUCACCAUGAUCCAGAGGAAAUCAACAAAGAUAUAGAUGGAGUCAAAGAAUGGAUAGAUAGGAAAAAAGAUGAAUUAUAAGCUUAUGGAUAUGAUAGGAUAUGAUAGAUUUUAAUUUGUGUAAUAUUCUAGCAAAACAGAACAAAUUAAAUGUUUAUUGUUAUUCAUGCCUCACUUUGAUAAAUGAUAUUCUUGAUUCUGUACCAUUUAACAGACCUAAUGUUUUUUUAAUGUGACAGACAGUCAUCACUAUUCAUAUUCAUGGAGAAAAAUCAACAAACACUGACAUCAGCAGUGCUAAAAAUAGCUUGAAUCUUUGUAUGUGAGUGCUUUAUAUAAUUCAGAUAAUUAUCAAAAUGUCAGAUACAAACAUUACUAACAAUAGGAUCUUUUGUAAGGUGCAUGGAUUUUGAAGUAUUCAAAUCUAAAGCCAUAAAUAUUUGAAUGCUGAAGAUUGACUUCAUUUUCAGAUCUAACAUUUUACAGUUUCUACAUUACAUCAUAGGUAACAUUGAAAAUUAUAUCUGUGCAUGUUAUUUCUGAGAUAUUGAUUGUGGGAAUUGUAACAGUUGUAUGCAGCUGUUAGGAAUGUUAUUUAAAGUUGCAUCAGACACGUCAUCGUGGACAUCUGUUCAUCAACAAACGUUCAAUUACAUAAUGUUAGCUGUGCUGAUGAAGCUUUUGCUAGUAAUUUGCUUCCCAAAUGCCACUAGUAAUAUGUCAGUGUUGAUAAAAAUUGGCACUGUGUUUAUUUUUAGUGUGAACGCUCUACCAUGCUUCAGUUAGUUUACUGAUUUCUUGCUAGUAGAAAAUGAGUUGUUUUUUUUUUAUAUUUUUAUUUUAUGCAGAGCAGUCGACACAAAGGUCCACUACAGAAAGCCUUUGCUGAUUUGUCUUUCUUAGAGAUAAAGAUUAAUUAGAGCUUAAAUUGUAUUGUUCCUUUACAUUCCAUUCUGACUUUAUGUCAGAGUUGCUGGUUCUCUUUUCUACUUUUGUAGUUGUACAAAUAAACAAAAUUAGUGUUUUGUUUGUGCUGUUGAUUUGAAAUAAACUUUUCAUUAUCUAUUUA
This is a messenger RNA of Lingula anatina, 1468 nucleotides long. RefSeq lists its product as uncharacterized. NCBI's taxonomy places the organism in Eukaryota, Metazoa, Brachiopoda, Lingulata, Lingulida, Lingulidae. The record is from RefSeq and is a predicted model, not a curated record. Gene Ontology annotation, molecular function: calcium ion binding.